UUCCGAAACCAGACGGUAGUUAUCGGAUGUGUACGGACUGUCGUAAAGUAAACAACCUCACGAAGUCGGAUAAUUUUCCCAUUCUUCCGAUGGAUGAUUGCGUGGAUAAAAUUGGAAAUACUAAGUAUGUGGCGAUGUUUGAUUUACUGAAAGGACUCUGGCAAAUCCCUUUAUGCGAACGUGCCAAAGAGGUUUCAGCAUUCGCAACACCACGUGUAUUAUCUCAAUACAAAUUGAUGCCAUUUGGAAUGCGGAAUUUCCCUGCCACCUUCCAACGCCUUAUCAACCGGACAAUUUCCCAGAUCGACGGUUGCGAAGGUUAUAUUGAUGAG
Molecule: messenger RNA, 332 nt
Organism: Paramuricea clavata
Lineage: Eukaryota; Metazoa; Cnidaria; Anthozoa; Malacalcyonacea; Plexauridae
Source: the annotation of a GenBank genome assembly